Messenger RNA from Anguilla rostrata (American eel), 2654 nucleotides. Its product is annotated as extracellular calcium-sensing receptor-like. The transcript is spliced from 6 exons. The record is from RefSeq and is a predicted model, not a curated record. The coding region runs from base 153 to 2552 and encodes 799 amino acids. Gene Ontology annotation, molecular function: G protein-coupled receptor activity. Gene Ontology annotation, biological process: G protein-coupled receptor signaling pathway. Gene Ontology annotation, cellular component: plasma membrane. NCBI's taxonomy places the organism in Eukaryota, Metazoa, Chordata, Actinopteri, Anguilliformes, Anguillidae.
UGCAGAUCAUUCUACUGGCACUAACAGUCCUCUGGGCUGCAGCACAGACUCCACCAUGCAGAAUACUGGGGAGGGCAGCCAAGCCCAGCUUCUAUCAACAUGGAGACAUCAACAUCGGUGGGGUCUUUGCCCUCCAUGGUGAAACCAGGAAAAUGAGCCUGCAAUUCACAAAGACACCAGAGCCAAGGAAAUGUGUACGAGUUAAUUUCAGAGGAUACCGAGAGGCCCAGACCAUGAUUUUUACCAUUGAAGAAAUAAACAACAGAACUGACCUCCUGCCCGGUGUAUCUCUUGGAUAUAAGAUACACGAUUCAUGUGCCUCUCCAAUAUUCGCUUCAAGAGCAGCCAUGACUAUGAUGAACGGUUAUGAGGAAACACUGUCUGACACAUCAUGUUCCACACCACCAGCAAUACAGGCCAUUAUCGGGGAAACCACUUCAACUAAUUCCAUUGCAAUUGCAUCAACCGUUGGAUUAUUUCAAAUUCCAGUGAUCAGUCACUUUGCAACAUGUGCAUGCCUGAGCAACAGAAAAGUAUUCCCCACGUUCUUCAGAACCAUUCCCAGUGACUAUUACCAGAGCAGAGCACUGGCUCAGCUGGUGAAGCACUUUGGCUGGACCUGGAUAGGAGCAGUGAGAAGUGAUGAUGACUAUGGCAACAACGGAAUGGCCACGUUUAUAAAAGCUGCUGAAGAGCAUGGCAUCUGCAUUGAGUAUUCUGAGAAAUUUCACACAACAGAACCAGAGAAAUUACAUAAGGUUAUAGAUGUUAUCAAAAGAGGCACUGCAAAGGUAGUGGUAGCAUUUUUUGCUCAUGUUGAGAUGAAGAUUUUACUAGAACAGCUGACCCUUCAGAAUAUUACAGGUCUUCAGAUGGUUGGCAGUGAAGGCUGGAUAACAGCAAGCAGUCUAGUGACACCUACAAGUUUCAGCAUACUGGGAGGAUCUAUUGCGUUUGCUGUUACCCAAGGCAAAAUAAAUGGCCUCAGAGAAUUUCUAUUAAAACUUCAUCCAUCAGAACAGCCAGGAAACCUUGCUGUUGUAGAAUUUUGGGAAACUCUGUUUCAGUGCUCCCUUAUAAAUGAAAACAAUCUAACAGACAUCAACCUCUGCACUGGAUCUGAGAGCUUGAUUGAACAGGAAAAUGAAUACACUGAUGUAUCAGAGCAGAGAAUCCCCAACAAUGUUUACAAAGCAGUAUACGCUGUUGCUCAUUCUCUACAUGACCUGCUGGCAUGUACACCUCAUCAAGGCUGUACAAACAGUGUGAAUACAGAGCCCUGGCAGCUUCUUAGGGCUCUGAAAAAUGUAAAUUUCACUUUGGAAACUGGAGAGCAAGUCUCUUUUGACAGUAAUGGAGACCCUGUAGCCAGAUAUGAGGUGGUGAACUGGCAGCUUGGUCCUGAUGGUGCAGUAGAGUUCAGAGUGGUCGGCUACUAUGAUGCUUCUUUACCAUCUGGGAAGCAGUUUGUGAUGAGUCCUGUUAGUAUGGUUUGGGCAGGUGGGCAAAAAGAGAAACCCAGGUCAGUGUGCAGUGAGAGCUGUCCCCCAGGCACCCGGAAGGUCAUGCAGAGAGGAAGGCCUGUCUGCUGCUAUGACUGUGUGCCCUGUGCUGAGGGAGAAAUCAGCAAUAUUACAGAUUCUAAUGACUGUAUUCAGUGUAUGGAAGAAUACUGGCCUAAUGCUAAAAGAAAUGAAUGUGUUUUAAAGACUGUUGAAUUUUUGUCCUUUGAAGAAAUUAUCGGAAUAAUGUUUGUUGUUUUUUCCAUAUUUGGAACGUGUUUUACUGCAUUUGUGGCUGUGUUGUUCUUUAUAAAGAAGGACACACCCAUUGUGAAAGCCAACAACUCAGAGCUGAGCUUCCUGCUCCUCUUUUCAUUGAAACUGUGUUUCCUUUGCUCUCUUACCUUCAUCGGCCGGCCCACUGAGUGGUCCUGUAUGCUGCGUCACACUGCUUUUGGGAUCACCUUUGUCCUCUGCAUCUCUUGUGUUCUGGGGAAAACAAUAGUGGUGUUAAUGGCUUUCAGGGCUACACUUCCAGGCAGUAAUGUGAUGAAGUGGUUUGGGCCUCCGCAGCAGAGACUGAGUGUUCUAGCUUUCACUCUCAUACAGGUCCUUAUUUGUAUGCUUUGGUUAACAAUAUCCCCUCCUCUCCCCAACAAGAACAUGAAGCACUACAAAGAAAAGAUCAUUCUAGAAUGUGAAAUAGGAUCAGCAGUGGGGUUCUGGGCUGUACUGGGUUAUAUUGGGCUCCUCUCUCUACUGUGCUUUGUUUUAGCUUUUCUUGCUCGUAAGUUGCCUGACAAGUUUAAUGAAGCCAAAUUCAUCACAUUCAGCAUGCUCAUAUUCUGUGCAGUCUGGAUCACUUUUAUACCAGCUUAUGUCAGCUCACCUGGAAAGUUCACUGUAGCUGUGGAGAUUUUUGCUAUUUUAGCAUCUAGUUUUGGCUUGUUAUUCUGUAUCUUCCUUCCAAAAUGUUAUAUAAUGUUAUUCAGACCUGAGCAAAAUACGAGAAAGCAUAUAAUGGGUAAAACAGAUGUGAAAUCUCAGUGAUUACCUGCGCCAUUUCAUACCCGAGUGAAUUUUUAUAUGAUACUGGACCACAGAGUAAUAGUAUGUGAAAUAAGUGCAAUGACAUCUUCCCGUCAUACGUUU